Messenger RNA from Fragaria vesca subsp. vesca, 1387 nucleotides. RefSeq lists its product as uncharacterized. Bases 1 to 1140 code for a protein of 379 amino acids. The record is from RefSeq and is a predicted model, not a curated record. Gene Ontology annotation, cellular component: Golgi apparatus. Gene Ontology annotation, molecular function: O-acetyltransferase activity. Lineage: Eukaryota; Viridiplantae; Streptophyta; Magnoliopsida; Rosales; Rosaceae. The transcript is spliced from 5 exons.
AUGAAGCAGCUUCAAUGUCUGCUCUUCAUGACCAUCAUCUUCAUCUUUGCAUCCGUUGUCAAGUCGUCCGAGUUUGAGCUGGAGGAUGAGGAUGAUGAACACUCGUGGCUUACCGAUGAAGAUGAUCGGGUGAACAUGGUUCAGAGCCACCACAGUUCAAGAAGAAAGUGUCAACUUUCGGCCGGAAAGUGGGUUUAUGAUCAAUCCUACCCUCUCUAUGACUCUACCUGUCCAUAUCUUAGCACUGCCGUCACUUGUCAAAAAAAUGGAAGGCCGGAUUCCGACUACGAAAAGUGGCGCUGGAAGCCAAACCGCUGCUCCAUUCCCAGGUUUGAUGCAUUGAAAUUUCUUGGCAAAAUGAGAAGGAAAAGAAUAAUGUUGGUGGGUGAUUCUAUAAUGAGGAAUCAGUGGGAGUCUCUUGUGUGUUUAGUACAAGGAGUUGUUCCAACAGCUCGAAAGAGAGUCACCUACAAUGGUCCUUCUAUGGCAUUCCAUGCAAUGGACUUUGAGGUAUCCAUUGAGUUUACAUGGGCUCCACUCCUAGUAGAACUGAACAAGGGAGCUGCAAACAAGAGGAUUUUGCAUUUGGAUUUGAUAGAGGAGAAUGCAAAGUACUGGAGAGGAGUUGAUGUCCUUGUUUUUGAUUCAGCUCACUGGUGGACUCACUCUGACAAAACAUCGUCGUGGGAUUACUACAUGGAGGGCAAAUCUCUGUUUACAAGUAUGAAUCCAAUGGUUGCAUACCAGAAAGGACUCACUACAUGGGCUAAAUGGGUUGAUUUAAACUUAGACCCUCGCAAGACCCGAGUAAUUUUCCGAAGCAUGUCCCCUAGGCAUAACAGAGAAAAUGGUUGGAGAUGCUACAAUCAGAAGCAGCCUUUGGCAAAUUUCAGUCAUCAACAUGUUCCUGAACCUCUGCUGGUGCUACAAGGGGUAUUGAGAAAAAUGAGAUUUCCAGUUUAUCUUCAGGACAUAACCACAAUAUCGGCGUUUAGAAGAGACGGACACCCUUCGGUGUAUAGAAGGGCCAUGGGACAAGAAGAGAAGCAGCACCUGAGAGAGUAUUCAUCGGACUGCAGCCAUUGGUGUCUUCCUGGUGUACCUGAUAUCUGGAAUGAGAUGUUGAGUGCCUUGCUCUAACCGUAACAGAGUAUGAGGGACUUGAGAGAGUUGUACUGUAUGAACACUAGUUAGGUAAAGUGGCUAGAACAACUCUCUCUCUGCCAUGUUAGAGACUUCUUGUUAAUUAGACUGUAAGGGAGUGUAAUGAUAAGUCAUGAUGCAGUGUGUUCAUCUGUACAAGGACAACAAGAUGUUAUGUUUGGUAGCAAAGUCUCUCACUGUACUCAUUUUAAGUCUCUUUUUAAUUUGCACUCCUUCCUUUUAU